Molecule: messenger RNA, 2624 nt
Organism: Mytilus californianus (California mussel)
Lineage: Eukaryota; Metazoa; Mollusca; Bivalvia; Mytilida; Mytilidae
Product: sulfate transporter-like
Exons: 2
Coding region: 260-2365 (701 amino acids)
Biological process (GO): transmembrane transport
Cellular component (GO): membrane
Molecular function (GO): sulfate transmembrane transporter activity; oxalate transmembrane transporter activity; chloride transmembrane transporter activity
Source: RefSeq, a predicted model, not a curated record
CUAUAAUUAGUUUCGUUCAUUUGUAUCACAAUAUCUUUAGAGAUAAUAUUUCAUUCGGCUUAUUGAAAUGGUCAUUUUCUUUCGAAUGGAUUAGUAAAAUUCCAUAAUCACCAUGAUAGAUGUAUACUUGAUAAAAUACGAACAUACCAACAAUGUCGAGCUGAAUUUUUAUAUAUUCGACAUUCAGGAAAGGAAGAAAACACACCGGCGAGUAUUUCCGUUUCCAUGUUAGAAACUGCAUGAAUAAAAACGUCAGAAGAUGACUGAAUUACACACAAGCCGUCGCAUCUAUACUAAAGAAAAACUUGACUCCUUGUUUGAAGUACAGGAAACACGAAAAGAAUCUCUUUUCACGACAUUGAGAAAGCAGUGCUACUGUUCAAAAAGAAGAACGUGGAAAUGUUUAACUUCUUUCUUUCCGAUUAUUAAGAUAGUGAAAUGCUACAAGAAAGAUUACAUAGUGGGAGAUUUAAUAGCUGGUUUGACAGUCAGUUUCAUGCAUUUACCACAAGGAUUAGCUUUCUCUGUUCUGGCUGGUUUACCGGCCGUGUUUGGGCUUUACACUACAUUCUUCCCCUUAUUAUUUUACACGAUAUUUGGAACCUCACCAUAUGUAGCAUUUGCAACAAAUGCAGUGAUUGCUUUAAUCGUACAAAAGAUUGUCUUGUCAGAAGUCGUUCUUUUCAAAUCAUCUCUACUGGAUUCAGGUACCAACACAACUGUCUUUAUAAACAUGUCUGAUACUAACAAUAACUCGUUAAACUUAGUUACAAAUGGUAUAAGUGAAUAUGAUAUCAUUGCUAACAAAGCUUCUACUGCUAUGGCGGCAUCCUUCCUGGUAGGGCUAAUACUAACGACCCUAGGGUUACUACGUCUCGGCUUUCUUUUGACAUACAUGUCAGAAAGUUUUAUAGGAGGGUUUACCACGGCUGCUGGUAUCCACAUUGUUUCCAGUCAGGUACCGAAGAUGUUUGGUAUAGAGGUGUCCGCACACACUGGGGCUGGAAAGCUUGUGAAAAUGUACAUAGAAUUAUUCUCGAACCUAGAAAAGACUGUUAUUUCCGACGUUGUUAUUACUGUGAUAUGUAUAACGGUGAUACUUGUAGUGAAAGUUUGUGUUAAUGAUAGAUUCAAAAACCGGAUGAAGAUUCCUAUUCCAAUCGAUCUGAUCGUAGUUGUAGUUUCUACUUUAAUAUCACAUUUGGCAAAGUUUGAGAAAAAUCUUGGUGUUUCUGUGAUCGGUGAUAUACCUUCCGGAUUCCGACCUCCAGCCAUCCCACCUCUAGAUAUAGCUCCAAGAAUUCUAGUCGAUUGUAUUAUCAUGGCUAUUCUUACUCUGAUGCUCACUAUAUCCUUGGCUAAAUUAACUGCAAAAACUCAUAAUCAACGCAUAAAUGACAAUCAGGAAAUGGUUGCAUACGGAUUAACUAAUAUUCUAUCAUCUUUCUUCUCCUGUUUCCCACAGUCAGCCACACCAAGCAGAACAAUGUUAGACAGUGAUUUAGGUGCUGAAACAACUCUGAAUUCUAUACCAACAAUUGUAUUCAUGUUUCUUGUUAUUUUAUGGAUGGGACAAUUAUUUCAGUCGUUACCAAUGUCAGUAUUAGCGGCAAUGAUAACUGUUGCUAUGAAAAACUUGAUUUUACAGUUUGGUGAUCUGCCAAAGAUAUGGCGAAUAAACAAAUUAGAUUUUGUUAUAUGGAUAAUUUCGUGCUUUGUCUCUGUGCUUGUAAAUCUGGACUAUGGUAUUAUCGCAGGGAUAGCAUUUUCUAUUACUUCCGUCGUCAUUCAGCAUCAAGUUUCAUCGGGUAUUCUGAUUGGUCAAGCAGGAAAUGAAAAUGUGUUUUUAGAUUGCGAGAAAAGGAAAAAUGUACGAGACCAUGAAAACAUUAAAAUAUUUCGGUUUCAGGCACCAUUAUAUUUUGCAAAUGCAGGGCAAUUUAAAACACAAAUAAACAGAAAAAUCAUAGAUCCAAUAAAAUUAAAAAACAGAUCCAAGAAAAAGACCAUUGCAUUGGAAAUGGUAAAUGGUCAAUCUACAGAAAACAGCAAAUUACCAAAAGAUAUUGGAAACAGUAUGGACUCAAAAAAGCUGGUCCAAAGUGCAAUACAUUAUAUCAUAAUAGAUUGCCAGAUGAUAUCACACAUUGAUCUCUCAGGAAUAAGCAUGCUUUCUCAAGUUAUUAAGGAGUAUAAAUCUGUUGAAAUUGAAAUAUUUUUAACAAACUGCUCAUCAGCGUUUCUCGAUACUUUGACCUCAGCUGGAGUUUUUGAGAAUUUCCCGUCAGAAUCUGUAUUCUAUGACAUUUCCGAUGCAUUACAUUUUAUUCAUAAAUCUGAAGAAUCUGAGAGAGCGGAAGCAUAGCCAAGUUUUCAUUUUCAUUCAUAGAAAUAUUGAAUCAAACAUUCCUACUUGGAGUCAUCCUCAAACUCGCCUGUGAGCAUCUUCUCUAAAAUGUUCCACUUUAAAGCACAAUGUGGUUCACGUGUGGGAAGAAAUUUCUUCGCAAUUUGUCUUUAUGAAAUAAUUUUAGUGUACAAAAAUGUUCGGACAUAAUUUGAUUGAAGUCCUAUUGUAUAUAAGACGCGGAAUUAUAUUUAGAAGACGCUAUCUGGCUAUUCGA